GUAUAUUUAUGUAUUACAAUGUAUCACAUCAUUUUAUAAAUGUGCUUUUUAAUUAAAAAUGCAUCCUACAUCAUUACAUUUUUUUGUUCACCAUGAUUUUUAAUGGCUACAAAUGAACUCUAUUUAACAAUCAAUCUAUAAUAUUGGCCAUUUUUCUUAUUUACACAUAGAGUGCAGUAUUUUGAGGGAGUAUAAACAGGUGCUAUCCAGGGUAUGGAGACAAAUUUCCUGAAAGAGAACAAUAAGUAUUUUUCGGAAACAAGAAACUGGGGCCAGAGAUAAUUAGGAGAAUUCCUAAUUAGAGAUUCCCCAUGAAUAUCUGGAGAUAUUGGCAGGUGUGCUGAGUUUCCCACAGUUAGCGAUGUAGGGGUUUGUUCUUAAAUUUAAAGGACAGUGAUCCCAGCUGACCUAAGGAUUGGCUCUGGGGGGAUCAACCAGCAGCUGAUCCAUGGAAACAUAUACGCCUUCCUACCUCAAAACAUUUCUGUCUUUAUGCACCUUAAAUCUUGUAGAAGAGGCACACUCUUUCUUCCUUUCCCCUCUUCCCAUUUCCUUUCUCUUUUCUGGGAUCUGGAACCAUCAAUUUUCUAUCAUCUCUCAUUCUCUUCUCUCAGCUCCUUUCUUUUAAGGUCUCCGCCCUCUAAUAGGAAAAGUAAAAAAAAAAUAUUUUUUUUACUAUCCCGUGAGCUACAGGCCUACUUUCCUCUUCAUCUCAGUGCCAACCUUCUGGAAAGAAUCAUCAUUCUUUACUAUCUUCAUUGCUUCAUCACUAACGACUUCUUACCCAAGCUCUCAACUCAGCCCAGUGCCUUGUACACAGCAGGUCUGGGCGCAACGUUAGUUCCAGCCCGCUUGUAAACUGGCAUCUCUUUCCUGGUUCUUCAGAAGGAAUUUCUUCACGGUUAUCAGUGGGUGCUUACUGCCAGUCAGUAGAGCCUCGCAUCCAUGUUCCCACACCCUGAUUCUGCAGCCCCGUAAGGCUACAGACUGGUUUCCAGGUACAUUGGAUCCUUGGAAGGUCCCGCCUGCCUCCUGCCCGGCUCUGUACAUAGCUCCCCAGGAACCCUGAGAGAUCUGUGAGCACCGGUUGCCAGUCCUUCAACUCUCGUUUGUCGCGCGUCCCUAGGUCACCUCGAGGCAACAUGUCAGAAUGCCCCGCGCCUCCAAGCCUGCGUGAAUGUCCUAACAUUUAAUGCGCACCCGAAUGCCAGGCUCAGGCCACCCUUACUUCCUUUCACUCAACAGUCUUUAACUAGGCCCCACUACAUGCCCGAUCUAAGUGAAGAGGUCACAGUCCUGGGUCCCAAGGCACUAGCUGCUGGGGCAAGACAGCCGCGUAGGCAGAUCUUGUCCCUCUAGCGGGCGGCAUCAGCCCCUCCCGAAGGUCCCUGCCCUGGUGGCGCGUCAGAGGACAAGAGGCCCAGGUCGCAAGGAGCGGCGACCCGGCCCAACCUCUCGAGGUGCCCGACGGCACCGGCUGGGGCGGGAGCCGGGCAGGGCGGGCCGGGGUCUGGGGUACACGGCGUCUGCCCCGCCCUCCCGGCCGCCGCCGUCGCCGCAGCCGCGCAGCCCGCCUCGGGCGGGAGGCGGAAGGCCGGGCCUAGGCCCGGGCAGCCCCUCGGCCGCACCGCUCUGGGCCGGUGCCCAGGUCCGAGUCGCCUUCCGCCUGCCCCCAACCCCCCGCCUGCGGCCCCAGCCAGGUCCCGCCGGGGGCCGGCUCCCGCCCCCGCUCCGCCCCCGUAGCCGCAGCCCCGCCCGCCACUGCCGUCGCCAUGUUGUGGCUCCCGCAGCCGGCGCUCAGGACGGGCACAGACGAGCCCGGGGCCUGCAGCUGCCACCGCCGCCAGGUGGUGGUUGGACAGUAGACGAUGUGCCUAGGUAGAAGUUUUUCCUUUCUCCACAGCUCCACUACCCCAGCAACGCUCGCCACAUCUUUGUUUUGAGAACCUCACUAAGCUUAUUUCACUGGGGAUAGUACCUUCAAAGUUCAUCCAUAUUGUAGCAUGUGUCGGAAGUCCCUUCCUUUCUGAGACUGAAUAACAUCCCACUGUCCCUUGUCAGCAUCCAGCCAUGGGGGAUAUGAAAACCCCAGAUUUUGAUGACCUUCUGGCUGCCUUUGACAUCCCAGACCCUACCAGCCUUGACGCCAAGGAGGCCAUCCAGACGCCCAGUGAGGAGAAUGAGAGUCCCCUCAAACCUCCAGGCAUGUGUAUGGAUGAAAGUGUGUCUUUGUCUCACUCAGGAUCAGCCCCAGAUGUGCCGGCCGUGAGUGUCAUUGUUAAGAAUACCAGCCGCCAGGAGUCAUUUGAAGCGGAGAAAGACCACAUUGCUCCCAACCUCCUACACAAUGGAUUCCGGGGCUCAGACCUGCCUUCAGAUCCCCACAACUGUGGGAAGUUUGAUUCAACUUUCAUGAAUGGAGACAGUGCCAGGAGUUUCCCUGGCAAGCUAGAGCCUCCUAAGUCAGAGCCGUUACCCACCUUCAACCAAUUUAGUCCAAUCUCUAGCCCAGAACCUGAGGAUCCCAUCAAAGAUAAUGGAUUUGGGAUAACACCCAAGCACUCUGAUAGUUACUUCUCAGCCCCUUCUGGGUGCGGGGCUGUGGGGGGCCCAGUGUUGGAGGCUCUAGCUAAGUGUCCUGUUCCAGAACUGCAUAUGUUUGAUCACUUUUGUAAGAAGGAGCCCAAGCCAGAGCCCCUGCCCCUGGGGAGCCAGCAAGAGUGCGGUGAGCAGGGCGCACAGGAGGUGGUGGAGUCUCAGAAGGAACCACCUGCCAGCCGAUUCUUUGGGGAUGCUUUGGAGUUCAACAGCCACCCUAGCAACAGUGUUGGAGAGCCCAGUGGGCUUGCCCGGGAGCUUGGCACCUGCUCGUCAAUACCCCCUAGACAGCGUCUAAAGCCAGCUCAUUCUAAGCUGUCUUCUUGUGUGGCAGCAUUGGUGGCUCUACAGGCCAAAAGAGUGGCCAGUUUCACUAAGGAGGAUCAGGCUGACCACACAAAGGAUGCCUCAGGGCCUACUAAAGAGGGUUCUAAAGGCAGCCCCAAAAUGCCCAAGUCACCAAAGAGUCCCCGGAGCCCUCUGGAGGCCACUAGGAAAAGCAUCAAGCCCUCAGACAGCCCUCGGAGCGUCUGCAGUGACAGCAGCAGCAAAGGCUCUCCUUCUGUGGCUGCCAACUCCCCACCAGCGAUUCCCAAAGUCAGAAUCAAAACCAUUAAGACAUCAUCAGGGGAAAUCAAACGGACUGUCACAAGGAUCCUACCAGACCCUGACGAUCUGAGUAAAUCUCCUGUUGGGUCACCUCUAGGGAGUGCCAUUGCUGAGGCCCCCGGGGAUGAGGUGCCUGUGGAGGAGUCCCUUCCUGAGGCAGAUACACACACAAGGAGCCCUCAGAGUGACAGGAAAGGGAGUGAGAGUGUGACAAAGGCCAGUGACUCUUCGUCUCCCAACCACAGCUCAGGGCCCCGGGUCCCAAAGGGGGGUGCCCCGGGCUCACAGGUGGGCAAGAAGCAGCAGAACACAGCACUGCAGGCGUCCACCCUGGCCCCCGCUACUCUCCUUCCCAAAGCUGUGCACUUGGCCAACCUGAACCUUGUACCCCACAGUGUUGCCGCGUCAGUGACAGCCAAGUCCUCAGCACAGAGACGUAACCAGCCACAGCUCACACAGAUGUCGGUGCCCCUGGUUCACCAGGUGAAGAAGGCUGCCCCACUGAUUGUAGAGGUCUUCAACAAGGUCCUCCACAGCUCCAAUCCCGUGCCCCUCUAUGCGCCAAACCUCAGCCCACCUGCGGACAGCAGGAUCCACGUGCCGGCCAGCGGGUACUGCUGCCUGGAGUGUGGAGACGCAUUUGCCUUGGAGAAGAGUUUGAACCAGCACUACAGCCGGCGGAGCGUCCAUAUCGAGGUGCUGUGCACGCUGUGCUCCAAAACGCUGCUUUUCUUCAACAAGUGCAGCCUGCUCCGGCAUGCCCGCGACCACAAGAGCAAGGGGCUUGUCAUGCAGUGUUCCCAGCUGCUCAUGAAGCCUAUCUCUGCGGACCAAAUGUUCCUGUCAACCCCUGUGAACUCCAUGGCACCAGCAGCCCCAGCCUCUUCAUCCUCUCCCAAACAUGGCCUCACUGCAGGCAGUGCCAGUCCCCCUCCUCCAGCCCUGCCACUCUACCCUGACCCGGUGAGGCUCAUCCGGUAUGCAGUCAAGUGUCUGGAAUGUCACAAACAGAUGCGGGACUACAUGGUCCUGGCUGCACAUUUCCAGAGGACAACAGAGGAAACCGAGGGGCUGACCUGCCAGGUGUGCCAGAUGCUGCUGCCCAACCAAUGCAGUUUCUGUGCCCAUCAGCGGAUUCAUGCACACAAGUCCCCCUACUGCUGCCCGGAGUGUGGGGUCCUCUGUCGCUCUGCCUACUUCCAGACUCAUGUGAAGGAGAAUUGCCUGCACUAUGCCCGCAAGGUGGGCUACAGGUGUAUCCACUGUGGUGUCGUCCACCUGACCUUGGCCUUGCUGAAAAGCCACAUCCAGGAGCGACACUGCCAGGUUUUCCACAAAUGUGCAUUCUGUCCCAUGGCCUUCAAGACUGCCAGCAGCACCGCGGACCACAGUGCCAACCACCAUCCAACCCAGCCCUACAGACCCUCCCAGCUCAUUUAUAAGUGCUCCUGUGAAAUGGUCUUCAACAAGAAGAGGCACAUUCAACAGCAUUUUUACCAGAAUGUCAGCAAGACGCAGGUGGGCGUCUUUAAGUGCCCUGAGUGCCCACUCUUGUUUGUGCAGAAGCCGGAGUUGAUGCAGCAUGUCAAGAGCACCCAUGGUGUUCCCCGGAACGUGGAUGAGCUGUCAAGCCUCCAGUCUUCAGUAGACACGUCCUCAAGCUGCCCUAGCUCUCGAAUUUCUGCUGAACCCCCUGCCGCCAGCAUGGCUGCUCGGAGCAGCUCCUUGCCCUCUGGCCGGUGGAGCAGGUCUGAAGUGCAUCGUAGGGCAGAAGCAAGGCCUCGGCUAAGGAGCACUGGUUGGUCCUGCCAGGAGUGCCAGGAGUGGGUUCCUGAUCGGGAAAGCUACGUGUCCCACAUGAAGAAGAGCCACGGUCGGACGCUGAAGCGCUACCCGUGUCGGCAGUGUGAGCAGUCCUUCCAUACCCCUAGCAGCCUGCGCAAACACAUCCGCAAUAGCCACGAUGCAGUGAAGAAGGUCUACACGUGUGGGUACUGCUCCGAGGACAGCCCCAGCUUUCCUCGGCCCUCGCUCCUGGAGAGCCACAUCAGCCUUAUGCAUGGCAUCAGAAACCCUGAUUUGAGCCAGUCAUCCAAAGUCAGAUCUCCACGAGGACAUUCCCCUCAGGUGAACCAUUUGAAAAGACCAGUCAGUGGUGUGGGGGACGCUUCAGGCACCGGCAGUGGCGCAACUGUCUCUUCCACCAAAAGGCACAAGUCCCUUUUCCAGUGUGCAAAAUGUAGUUUUGCCACAGAUUCGGGGCUUGAGUUUCAGAGCCACAUACCUCAGCACCAGGUGGACAGCUCCACAGCCCAGUGCCUGCUCUGUGGCUUGUGUUAUACCUCUGCCAGCUCCCUCAGCCGCCACCUCUUCAUCGUCCACAAGGUGAGAGAACAGGAGGAGGAAGAGGCAGCAGCAGCGGAGGUGGCAGCAGAGGCUGCAGAGCCUGAGGAGGGCUCUGGGGAGGAUGUGUCCAUGGAGAUUAGAGAGAACGGACUAGAAGAGUGCAGUGGCGAGCCUUUGCUGACCGACCCAGAGGCAAGGAGGUCACUGGGCCCGGCCCCUGAGGAGGAUGGUGCCCAAGAUACUCAGAGUCAACCACACGCAUCCCAGGACCAGGACAGCCAUGCACUGUCCCCUCAGGUGUGACCAGAGGCUUUGCAGUAUGUGUGGUCAGGGUGGUGCCAUGGCAUCCUCCACCUGCUGUGCACCCCGUGGGAAAUAAAAGGCUGUGCCUGGG
Molecule: messenger RNA, 5947 nt
Organism: Nycticebus coucang (slow loris)
Lineage: Eukaryota; Metazoa; Chordata; Mammalia; Primates; Lorisidae
Gene: ZNF592
Product: zinc finger protein 592
Exons: 11
Coding region: 2071-5856 (1261 amino acids)
Source: RefSeq, a predicted model, not a curated record